Messenger RNA from Suillus subalutaceus, 403 nucleotides. RefSeq lists its product as uncharacterized. The record is from RefSeq and is a predicted model, not a curated record. Gene Ontology annotation, cellular component: mitochondrion; L-cysteine desulfurase complex. NCBI's taxonomy places the organism in Eukaryota, Fungi, Basidiomycota, Agaricomycetes, Boletales, Suillaceae. The transcript is spliced from 2 exons. Gene Ontology annotation, biological process: iron-sulfur cluster assembly. The annotation marks the transcript as partial.
GCUUAUAUAAGCGUUGUACACGCAUUCACCACCAACUUGAAGUUUCCUUGCUUUGCUUCUCAUCUCUGUUUCCAAACAAUGGCGACUCCACCUGCCCGUAAGGCCGUACUAGAUCUCUACGCCUCCACCUUGCGGACGGCGAAAUCAUUCAGUUCAUAUAAUUUUCGCACCUACUUCGUUCAGAGGACGGAGGACACGUUCCGUGGGAUGCAAAGAUGAGAAGUAUGGUUUCAAACCGGAAAAACGACGGUCGAGUCACGCGUGACCAAUCGUUACUGGUCGUGACCCGCCCAUCUCCUCCUGGGCCCAUGCCAUACGAGCCGUCAGCUCAAGGCACCUCCGAUCUGGAUCCACCGUUGCUCGCUCGCUCAGCCCUCUCUAGCCAACCCCUGGCAACCCCAAC